Messenger RNA from Fusarium verticillioides 7600, 1239 nucleotides. RefSeq lists its product as hypothetical. The record is from RefSeq and is a predicted model, not a curated record. The transcript has a single exon. Lineage: Eukaryota; Fungi; Ascomycota; Sordariomycetes; Hypocreales; Nectriaceae. Bases 124 to 966 code for a protein of 280 amino acids. Gene Ontology annotation, cellular component: mitochondrial inner membrane. Gene Ontology annotation, molecular function: S-adenosyl-L-methionine transmembrane transporter activity.
CAAACCUCCGAAGCUUCUAAUAUCUCUCUUUUCCUCCUCGGGCCUCGUCCAGCCCAUUGAUUCUCCCUAGGACGCUUCCUCUACCAAGCUAUACACAAAGGACUCCCACCCACCUUCAAAAUCAUGUCCACAAAUCCUCCGACCUUCCAAUCUGCCCUCCUCGCUGGUGCCCUUGCUGGUACAACCGUCGAUCUCUCUCUCUUCCCUCUCGACACUCUCAAGACCCGUCUUCAGUCCUCGGCCGGUUUCUUCCCCUCCGGCGGUUUCAGCGGUAUUUAUCGCGGUAUCGGUUCUGCCCUUGUCGGAUCUGCUCCGGGGGCUGCGUUCUUCUUCUGCACAUACGAGGGCGUAAAGGGCUUCCUGGCUGAUAAGGAUAAUACUUCUGCGCCAGGAUGGAAGGCUCCCCUUACACAUAUGGCAGCUGCUAGCGCCGGAGAGGUGGCAGCUUGCGCUGUUCGUGUGCCAACCGAGGUUGUUAAGCAGCGUGCGCAGGCGGGUCAUCAUGGUGGUUCUUCGGCUGCUGCUCUGCGGGCCAUUCUGUCACGGUAUUCGAGCCAUGGGUUUGUUCCAAUGUGGAGAGAGCUCUAUCGCGGUUGGGGAAUCACCGUUUUCCGCGAGGUGCCAUUUACUGUGAUUCAAUUCCCGCUAUGGGAGGCCAUGAAGUCCUGGGGACGACGUCGCCGCGGUGGUCGUGAGGUCACUGGUGCCGAGAGUGCUCUCUAUGGAAGCAUGGCUGGUGGAUUAUCUGCGGCACUGACGACGCCGCUCGAUGUACUCAAGACGAGAGUCAUGUUAUCGAAGGAGAGUGUUUCAGUAUCGGAAAUAUUUGGCCGGAUAUUGCGCGAGGAGGGCAGCAGAGCUUUCUUUUCUGGUGUAGCACCACGAGUUACAUGGAUUUCUAUUGGAGGCGCGAUUUUCCUGGGAAGCUAUCAGUGGGCUAUUAACACCAUGAACGGCGUUGUAUGAUAAUGGGAAGUGAUACAAGAAAUCAACAAAUCGGGCGGAAUUGUACAAUGUAAAACACGGAGCAAGGAGCAUGGAGUCAAGAGACGGGCGUUUCGAAAGAAAUAGAGAGAGGCUUAACUUCUCCCAAAUGGUAUAUACGCCUUGACGGCAUCUGACCUAUGUACAAAUUUAUAUACGAUAAAUGAAAUAGCUGGUGACAAAAGCCAACCCUUCUGGCACACGACACCACACAACGGGUUGAAGAGUCUCGGGAUCUCAUCUUCUCAUUCAGCG